AUGAAACUGGACCUUCAAUUGCCUUCUACCCAACCAAUAAACCUCUCAUUUCUAUCCUACUUCAACAUUGCGAACAACACUUUCCAUGGUCAUAUUUCCGGUGAGAUGGCUCGAUUGCAUCGCCUAAAUGCAGUCGACUUUGGUGACAACAACUUCAGUGGAGGUGUUCCGUCAUGGUUUGGAAACUUACCCAAGCUUCAAUACUUGCGUCUCGCAAACAACAGUUUCACGGGUUCAGUUCCACCUUCCAUUGGCAACAUAUCAACAUUAGAAUCUCUCAAUUUAAGGUCCAAUUUUCUAGAGCGAAGAGUUCCUAAAGAGAUCGGUCAUCUUCCUAAACUGAAGAUGUUACGCAUGGGAUAUAAUAAUUUGUUGGGGCCUAUACUGCCAACCAUCUUCAACAUCUCGUCACUUGAAUUGAUUGAUUUCACAUAUAAUAUGAUUCCUGGUAGUCUUCCGGAGGAUUUGUGUGUUUUUCUUCCUAAACUUGAAAUUCUUGCUCUUUCCGAGAAUGAGUUUGAUGGCCAAAUUCCAUCAACUCUAGGUGAAUGA
Camellia sinensis is the source of this 552-nucleotide messenger RNA. The record is from RefSeq and is a predicted model, not a curated record. Lineage: Eukaryota; Viridiplantae; Streptophyta; Magnoliopsida; Ericales; Theaceae.